Messenger RNA from Glossina fuscipes, 6081 nucleotides. It is a transcript of the gene Nup188, whose product is annotated as nucleoporin NUP188 homolog. Gene Ontology annotation, biological process: RNA export from nucleus; protein import into nucleus. Gene Ontology annotation, cellular component: nuclear pore inner ring. The transcript is spliced from 9 exons. The record is from RefSeq and is a predicted model, not a curated record. Gene Ontology annotation, molecular function: structural constituent of nuclear pore. NCBI's taxonomy places the organism in Eukaryota, Metazoa, Arthropoda, Insecta, Diptera, Glossinidae. Bases 122 to 5806 code for a protein of 1894 amino acids.
CAUUUCUUUGCUUCAUAAGCCAGAUAUCUUUAUGCAAAAACACUGUUAGGCUGCUGUUGUACCCGCUUUUUAUUAAAAAAUUUAUUUUUUAUAAUCAUUGUGUACAAAAGAUCCAAAUAUUAUGGCUAAAAACAAUAGUGCUGUGAUCACGGAUUGGAAACGGUUAUGGAAACUAGUGUCAGGUAUCCAUCACGAGACACCUGAGAGCACAGUCUUAAAAGAACUUCUUAAUGUUUCUUGCGAACUUCAAGAUGGUCUAUUACAGUUUAAAGGUACUGCCGCUUCAAAGACAAAAUUGGAAGCACUUUUAGCCGAAAAAAAGCAGGAAAAGUUGUUAGCGUUUACACUGAGAUUGCAGGAGUUGCUGGAUCUUGAAUCUGUUCAAUGCUGGGAAAUUCUUUGUUACUAUCUAACUAGUGAAUACAGGGGCACUGCUAGUUCUCUAGCCUCUUUAAUAUCCACUGAAAAUAAUAUGACUAAAUUACUUGAUGACAUUUGGGGUUACUAUACGUUAGAACGUAUGAUUGUUCUGAAAAUUGUAAAAAAUCUUUUGAUUUUCUACGAUGUACCGAGCCAUCCAUAUUACAAAGAAUAUAAAGAAGUUGUCGAUAAAAUUGGCAUAGAAGGACUUAAAGAAUCGUAUUUACAACAAUUAGAUCAUCUUAUUAACGAAGUGCCACCGCAUAAGAUAAAAGCAGGUGAAUUUUUCAAUUAUCAACAAAAAUUAAUAAACUGGUCAGAACGCAACGCUCGUGAGAUUGUUGAGAUAUCGCAUAUAUUGCUUCUUAUUUGUGAGCAUAUGCCUAUGAACUUUGCUGAUGUCAAACGUUUGUUUAGCUGUUUUAAGCAACAUUCUUUUGGGCGCCAACAAAACUAUUUAAGCGCUGGUAAUAGUUUACACACUGAGCUGUUGUCCCGUUUAGCUUAUUCUGAGUUGUCCCUGUUUUUGAAAUGCAUUGAUCUUGAGGAGCUGGAGCAGUCGAGGAAAUUGGCUACCGAUAUUGUUAAAAGUUUUGACAAAGAUGUAACACGUAUGUGUCAUAAUCCUGAAAACGGUCCUUUGUUAUUGGCUUGGAUGUUGGUGAACAUACGGUAUACCAACGCUUCGGAAAAUGAUCAGCAGUUGCUACGUUGCCGUCAAAUGGGCAUACGAGCAUUAGAUUUAAAUUGCUUUUCGUAUAUGAAUGAUAUGAUUUCAAACUCGAUAUUUAAGGACGAUUCAUUGGUCUCCCGUAUAGUACGCAAGACGGUUUACAAUAUGUUGUGCUGUAUGUGCGAUUAUUUUGAUGGCGACGGUUCUUGUUGUAAAUAUCCUUAUGUAUAUGACUUAUUAAGUGAACUAUUGACAUGGCCCAGUUUGGCUAAAGAUUUUUGUAGUACAAAGGAAAGUGGGGUUCAUUCUUUAUUUGCCACUCUGUUGGAAAUAUUUCCCAUUGAUUUUGUACAUUUGUCUAUGCUUGCUACUGCUUUGACAAAAGCUGGCAUGGGUAACUACGUCAAAAGCCAACUAGAAGCUUUGCCCAUAUUAACCGAGUUAUACGAUGAGUCUAAGUAUUUUUUGAAAAGUAAUCGUGAAAAUGAAUACGUCUUAAUGCAAAAGGUGCAACCAUUUCCUCACAUUGAUUUUGAAAUUCCAGUAGGAACAUCGGUGGCAAUCUGGAUGCGUGCUGAUGAUUGUUACGCUCACUUCCGUUUGCCAGUUAACUUUUUCAAUGUAUUGCACCAUGAAAUCAAUUGCUUAUUAAUUGAAACCGUAUACCAUGGCGAAUAUGAUAGUAGUGUGCGAGCACGUCGAGUUAAUGAAGGUCUGAAAUAUCUAUAUGUCACAUUAGGAAAGAUGAAAAGUUUGGCAGGUAUUACUACGGAAAUGGUGCAUCCAACUGAAAUGUGCAUUGAUCUAUUAAACAAAUUCAAAGAAGUGCAAUCACCGCCAGUAGAGUUAAUGGCCAAUUGCUUAAACGUCUGCACUGCACUAUUGCCUUUAGCUGAUGCUGAAAUUAUCGCAAGAGUCAUAAACUUGGCCAUAUUGCCACAGAUUAAUUGUGAUACAUUGAAAGAUUAUAAGAUGUAUGCGCAUGGUGUAAGCUUCGAUUCUGGUUUGGUUGGCUCUUAUUUGGUGAAUGUGGAGAAGAAACGAGAACGUUUCAACUUUUUGGUCGCUUAUUUGGGUUUCUUGCGCUCUUAUACGAAACUACAGAUAAAGCGUUAUUUUGACAUUGAAAUUCCUGGCUUAAUAUUUUUGUUAAGAGAUGUUUUCCCACAUAUGCAUGCUUGGCGUUUUGAAUCGAAACAAGAGAAAUUUAGGAUGUAUGCUGAAAUUAUGGGUUUUGUAUGUGACGUCCUUGAUGAAGUUGCAUCAGGUGACAUGAACAAACAAUCCUCCGAGCAAGUAUUGCUAAAAAAUAUAUGUGUAUAUAGCAUGUUAAAUUUAGAGAACGCUUUGAUUUUAUUGCGUUUCGUGGCCAUGGGUAAUGCUUACUUACAGCAUUCUAUGGAAAUGGAGGCUAAUUGGAUGCUACAACAAUCUCACGGCUUAGUUUUGCUUGUCCGUUUGGCUAUACGUAUUUUGAUGCAAGUGUUACGUUUAAGAAGUAGUGUUUGCGAAAGUAAUGGUUUAACUCCAUUAGAAGUAAUGGUCUACACUCAACCUAAGCAAAGGGACACGUUGAGAAUUAUACCCGUUGUAACAAGUUACAUGAACAAUAUAUUCGAUCGACGGUUGCCCAUAUUGUCUUGUCGUUUGCUGAAACGUAUUGCUUUAGAAUUCGACAUGUCUUUACUGGCCUGUUUAGAUAUGGAACCCGAUCAAAUACGCUUGACAUUUUUGCAAAAGCUACCCGAUGAGCUGGAAAGUGAUUCUCUAAAGGCCGCUAUUCUAGAAUUAGUGGAAGCUUGCGUAGAAAAGCAACCUGGGGUUACAGAAGCUUUCUUCAAAGUGAAUUAUCAGCAAGAGAAACGUAUUUUUGGUAAAGCAGGUGACACGGAAAUAGCUGAUAGCAUUGUCACUUAUAUCCAAGACUACCUAGACGCAGUAGGUAAGGAUCCAGAAAUUGUGGAACAGCUAUUGCCUAGUAAAAUUAUGAACUUAUUUCAUACUUUGUGGAAGCAGAAUAAGCAAUUGCUAAUAGAUGUUUUAAUUAAUAAAUCAAACUUCUGGGAGAAUUUAUGUCGACCUUUGUUCAGCGAUUUGAAAGAAAACAUACGCGUCUACACACAGCUUUUGAAUAUUCUGUCCAUUGAAAUAUUUAGCACGCCUCUUCGUGCGAAUGGAUCGUUUAAGAACAUUCUCGUAAAAUUUUUUGAAGUUAACCAAUUUAAAAAGUGGUUGGAUUUUGUUUUCAUCAUGCCAAAAGAGCCAUUCAAUGGUCCUUUGAAUGAGGAUCCACCCGAAUGGUUGUGUCGCUUGCGAGCUUUCAAAAGUUUUUUGUUGAUUCUGCUGAAAAAACAACCGCAAUUUGUUGAAGUGCCUACUAAGCAAUUUAAAAUACUGACUGAAAAAUGUUUGCCAAUUUUGGUGGAACGUUCCGAAUACGUGGAAGAUUUAAAACCUUUAGCACUGCUCUUCGAAUUGUAUCUGUUUAGUAUAAUGAAUUUAAAGCACACGCGUACGGAGAGUUCUGAAGAGGAUCAAAAGAUACUUCAGCAGGUUAACCAAUUGUUAAGCAAUAUCUGUUCUUGUUAUAUGGACCUAAGUAAUAGAGCUAAAGAUGCCUGUCUCUCCUUGACUAUUAAAUGUGCUGACCUUUUCGCUGAGAUAUUGACGCAGGAUUCACCGGCAUCUCUAAAUUUUUUGCAAUCUGUGGUUAAUAUUAUAUGCCAAGAGCUUCGCAAUCUAGAAAAUUGUAUAGGUGAUGAAGGCUGUUGUAAAGAAGCGGCGAGAAAAGAUAUGGCUAACGGUUUCUCAACAAUAUCUUCCAUUUUGUGUUUGAAUUUAUUGAAAACAGUGGCAACUAUUUUCCACAAUGACGGUGUUAGUAAUUGGGUUUUACCUUUUCUAUCAAACAAGUUAUUUCAGCGUUUACUUGCUUGCACAUCAUAUAUCUUACAAGAACAUAAGAACCAAAAACUUACUGUGGAAUUGUUAGAUGUUCUUCUGAUGUUUGCCAAAGGUAAUUGUUCUGCGGAGUUUUUGCACUGUGACGUUGGCGAAUAUUUAUGGCUAAAAUUACUGCCGCCCAAAGAAUUGAUACAAACAACGUUUAUGUGUUCAUUAACCCCAGAUCAAGUUGAAGUGUGGUCCGUAAACAAAUGGUGGCCUAUCUACGCCAGAGGCAUUGAGUUGGUUACAUUAUUAUUGCAGAAGCAUUCUCAUUAUAUUCUUAAAGAGGUUUUGCAAUUUGUUGGAAUACACGAAGAGUACCUAGUGGAUUCAUUAUUAUUAGGUAAACAGUCUCUGGAACCGAUAGCCAUGGAUUUGAUUAAAUGUGCCAUUACAUUAGUGGCUACUUUAGUCAAAUUUGAAAAGCAAUGGCGUCUGGAACAUUCACAAUCAUUGUUUAGUUUAAUGCGUGCCGCACAAAUGCUUUUGGGUCAUUCUAUCGCUAUGUUUCACCAACCAAGAAAUCUGAAGCUUUUAAUAAUAGGCCGUCGUUCACAAGUAGAUGUAACAUGCGACAGCGAAUCAUCGGGAUUGGUAGAAAAAGUUAUAACUGCCUUCAAUGAUUUGACUGAAAUUAUUAUCCUAUGUGUAAAGUGUUUACAACAGUUCAGUCCUACCUUGAUGUCUUUAUUGUGCGAACCAGAACUUUUAAUUUGCCAAUGGGAGCCAAUAUUUGAGAUACACUUCGGCGCUCCGAAAAUAAAUGAGAAUGCGAUUACGUUAAGUUUUGGAACUGUGCUAAGUAUAGUAGGAAUUUAUACGAAAGUUUUGAAUUUGCAAAAUUACGGUUUUCGCGAGGUACCACUUAAUGUUUUGUGCAACAAUGGAGAUAAUAUUGAAUCGAAUUAUAACAGUAAUAAGAGUAAAAACGGGUUGAUUUCGAAUUCAGCGUAUAAUAAUAAUAUUACGCCCAGAUCAUUUUCGAAAUCUCUAUCUGUGGCUUCUGUGUCUUCAGUAAAUUGUCCACCGAAUGAAUUACUUUCUAACUUGGACGGUGAGUUGUGCUUGACAGCUUUAGAACAUAUCUUGACUUUAGCGGCUUCACAAAGCCUACUGGCUUUGAAAAACCCUUUAUUGCGAACACGUGAGAAACAAUUAAUACGCCGUGAAGUAAGUAGUGAACUGUUGUCUUAUCAUGAAUUCGUACGUAAAAAAGUAUUAUUCGAGUACCGCGAUCACAAAGAAAUAUGGCAGCGCCGUAAACACGGACAAAUCCCAAUGCUGCAGGUACAUGGAAACGCUAAGGAUCCACAGCUUAGCACUUCCAAACAGGCGGCUGCAGCCAGAGCAAGCACACAACGCCGGUCUUUGCUUGAUUUGAGAGUGAAUGUUGUCCGACGUUUGCAUUUACAGCAACAACAGCAUCAGCGAAUGUCCACCCCAAUCCCUCCAAGCACCAAGGACAAUAGUGGUAGUUUUGAAAUGUCUCGUGUUUUAAGCCCGAUAGGGUUGACAAGAUGUAAAACUACGGCAUCCAUUGUCCCCAUGCCUAACCUGGCAAGUUCUUCUGCAAAGGAACAGAAAGUUGUCGAUUCUAAUGACGAAACAGAUCAGUCGGAGCAAGUUUUCGAAGAGGCAGAGGAAGACGUUCAAUAUUUUCCAGCUGAAGAACCGAAAUAUAGUCCAUUAUCAUACAUACAAUUUGUAGAAGAAGAUUAUUUGCACUUCAUGUCGAAUUUAUUCUUUAUUAUAUGUCAAAAUGAUUAAAAUUUAGAGAACAGAAAAGAUUGCUUUUGUAUACUUCGUUAUAACGACUGCCAAACGUUCACAAGAGUAAAUUGUUAAUACUUUAUUUAUAUUUUUGAUUGUGUUUUGGACAAUUGCACAGAAACUUCCAACUGAUAACAACUGUAGAUAGACAUAAUAGCGGCUUACAAAAUGUUAAGGAUGUAUAUGAUUGCCUUUUUUAUUACAGGAAGGAAUUAAAAUAAAAUUUUGUAUUUUUUUUUUUUUUGGCAAUUUAACGCCCUUUUGACAACUAA